Molecule: messenger RNA, 907 nt
Organism: Paramecium primaurelia
Lineage: Eukaryota; Ciliophora; Oligohymenophorea; Peniculida; Parameciidae
Source: the annotation of a GenBank genome assembly
AUGAUGAUCAGAAAUUAGAGGAGAUAAAUUAAAAAGAGGAUUAAGCUUAUUGUAAUUAUUAGAUUUAAAUUAAUUAAUUGGAUGAAUAACCAAAGGUACAUUAAAUAGUUUAGGAUUCCAUUGAAAAAAAAUGAAAAUUUAAAUCAUUAAUAAAUAAUGCAAUUAUAAGAAAAUCUUAAGAAUGCAAAACUUGAAAUUGAAUAAAAUAUUAAAAAAUAUAUCAGUUUAGAAUUUUAAUUUAGUGAUGUGCAAUCUUGCUAAUAAAAAUAAAUUAAAACAUUGUAAGAUGAAUUUAAUAAUUAAAAUAAAGAGCAUUAAAGCCAAAUCAAAUAAUAUUAGAAUUAAAUAGACAAUAUGCAGUCAGAGAUUGAAAAAUUUUAAGUUUAAUUAUAAAAAUCAGAAUAAAAAUAUUAACAACUUUAAGAUGUUUAAUUAGAUUAGAAUAAAUAGCACAGAAUAGAUACAAAUGAAGAAUUGGUAAAAUUGAAAAAAUCUACAUUAAAUAACUUAAUAAGAAUACGAUCAGAAAAAUGCAAAAUUAAUUGAAUUAGAAAGGUUAAUUUAGUUAUGAUUUUUAGAUUUUUCAAUUUUAGAAUCUUAAUAUAAAGAUUCAAUUAAGAAUUAUGAAAUGUUGAAGUAAUAACUGGAUGAGUUGAAUAUAUAUAGUAGUAGAGAAAUAAAUGAGUUAAAUAAGGAUAUACAAUAGAAAGUACAAAGAAUAAAAUAGAUAUGGGUAGAUAUUUAGUGCAUAUUUAAAAGAAUUUUUAAGCACGCUAAAAAUAAGUUUCUAAUGCCCCUUUAACAAAAAAAGAUAAAAUAGUUAUUGACAAAUGAAUUUGAAGAGAGAAUUUCAUACAUUCAAACUAUUAGCAUAUCAUCUUAGUUAAGCAUAUCCAAAUUUAACUGA